AUGGAUGAUUCUUCGGAAGAUGAGUCUUUAAUCGACAUCAGACAAUGUUGCAACAACAGGCAGAAAUGCUGGAAAUACAUUGUCGAGAACAUAUUUGUGGUUUCCAGUCUGGCUGCUGUCGUCCUGGGGAUCGCUUUCGGCUUGAUUGCCAAGACUUACUUCCAUAUUACAGACAUCGAACAACUCUACAUUGGCUUUCCAGGAGAAAUCCUCAUGCGGAUGCUUCAGAUGGUUAUGGCUCCUCUCAUUGUGACUAGUGUGAUAACAGGUGAGCUACAGGGGUUUUUCUCCCUAUAUUAACUGUUACAUGGGGUCAUACGUGUCACUACCCACACAAAGUAUUAAAGGAACACACCACCCAAACUGUAAAUAGUAAAUAGUUGACUUUUAAGUCACAAUACAAAUAGUAUGGAAUACAUCUUUCC
This is a messenger RNA of Scomber scombrus (Atlantic mackerel), 425 nucleotides long. Its product is annotated as excitatory amino acid transporter 3-like. The record is from RefSeq and is a predicted model, not a curated record. Gene Ontology annotation, cellular component: plasma membrane. Lineage: Eukaryota; Metazoa; Chordata; Actinopteri; Scombriformes; Scombridae. Gene Ontology annotation, molecular function: neutral L-amino acid transmembrane transporter activity; L-glutamate transmembrane transporter activity; glutamate:sodium symporter activity. Bases 1 to 300 code for a protein of 99 amino acids. Gene Ontology annotation, biological process: L-glutamate transmembrane transport. The transcript is spliced from 2 exons.